AUGGAUUUGAAUUUAAACUUAAAAACACUUUUUACAAUAUUCGCUUUACUUUUUUGCCAAAGUCAAUCACAAGUAGCUACAGUGAACUUAGACAAAGUCAUGAGCUUAGGCUGAAAAUUUGAUGGAGAAGACAUAAUUUUUUAUUUCAACGUAACUUUUAUAUAGUGUGAAAUUAAAAAGCUAGGCUGAUGUGGCAUUGGCUUUGGAGCAACUAUGGAUCACACAGAUAUGAUUAUACUCCAAAGUGAUGGAAGCAGUAUCACUGCAAAAGACACCCACUCUUACACUCUUAAUUAGAGAUUAUCAGCUGCUAGGCUGUUACUUGUUAACGCAGCCACCCAGACCCCCUCGAGGGUUCCUCCGCUUUGCGACUUCCGCCUACAGGACUCUGAUUUUACAGCUAGCCUGUUCUGUUGGUCGUCUCCUCCUUGCAAGCUACAACCUUGCUUCAGUCUUGAGUGGGCAGAUUUAGGAAUUCUGCGGCCUUGCUUGAGGCUGCGAGCACGAGGUUGCCCAUUCCGAAAAUUUGAAAACAAAUUUUCUGGUAAGGCUGUCGGCCAGAAAGGAAAAUCCAAGCCAGGGACGCAACGCCCAGUAUCGCGCUAGGGAGUUGCCCGAUUGAUCAGAAGAAAGACUUCUGAUGCUGCUGAGCUUCCCCUUUCCAACUUUGGAAGACCCUUCCUCCUCGAGGUAAAACCCUUGGUGACAGAAUGAGCUGCGGUCGACCAAAUUCGACAUUGCGCUCCACUUUGCCAAGGUAAAACCCGGCCGGAUACACAUUCCGAGCGCCUUUCUCCCCUUCCACAAGGUCCCCGGAAUAUCCGGCUACAGGUGUUGAGGAAAAGGGCUGGCUCUCCAGUCGCCAUUUUUAUGUAUCCCCACUCUUACACUCAAGAGCAACCAAUUAUUGAUACAUCUCUAGGAGGAAAUAACUUAUUUUAUGGGUUAUUUAGAUUUUAUAUGUGUUUCUCCCUUCAGCAGGAUGAGAUGCCCACCAUUUUAACUCCCAAGUGUGACGUCAGCAGUCAUCUUGUCUAGCAAGCAUUUCAGAAGACGACCAAAAGACCAGAAGGUCUUUACGAUCCGUGUUGGCCUCGCCCGAACCUGACUCAAGUGCGUAUACCUCAUAAGGGUCACCUCCUCGGUUGUGUUAGGCAUUAAAUCCAUAUGUCUCCUUUUCUUCCUGAGCCACCGAACUACCCUAUGAUGUAUUUUCAUAUUCGGAUUGUGAAUCAAGGUCCAUGUGGAAAACUGAACCAAUAUUAUGGAGGAAGGUUGUCGGAAAAACCACUUAUGCACGUUGCCAUUUUAUUAUUGUUUUAGGAGGAAAAUAACAAUAUAAAACUUGAAUCUUCUUCAGUUAUUAAUGGACUAUUAACCGCUGCAAUAAGAAGACCUUUAAAUACCAAAGAUACCUUAGACAAUAUCCUAUAUAGAAACAUAGAAACCGAUUUUUGCUUUGCUUAUGAUGACCGAGCAGGAUUUAAAUAUCACAGACAAAACUACGGAUCAGGAAAAAUAAAAUUUGGGACUACACAAGAAGAAUCCUAUUUUAUUAAAGAUGGGAGAUACAGCGCUGAGCCUUAUGAUCAUCAUUCCAAAGCUAUGAGUGUGCUGUGAAUCGGCUUUGUAAAUUUAGGAGCAAUGAUAGCAAGGUAUUUAAAAUGGUGGAAGUUUUGGUUUUAUUUGCACCUUGUGCUGAAUUCGAUAGUUAUUGGGAUCACAAUGUUUUCUGUGUAUAAGAUUUAUGAAGAAAACUCUAAAAAAGAGUAUUCGUCGAAUUACUGACAAAGAUUGCACUCAAUUAUUGGGCUUGCUAUUGCAAGCUUAUUGGUAUGACAAGGAGUUCUUGGUUUUAUAAGCAGAAUUUUUAUUUCUGCGAAGAAGUCAGCUAUAUCUAUCUCUUUAAUUAGACAAAUUCAUCAUAUUAUUGGCUGGGCUAUGAUAUUACUGUCAGCUUAUAAUGUGAUUUCAGGAUGAAAUUUGUAUAAUGAUAACAAUUUGUUUAUAAUGAUUUUUCUUUAUUUUGUGGUGCUUAUCCUUUAUGUAUUUCUUGAAUUCAGAAUCCAAAUUUUAAAUUUUUUCAAGAUUAUAGAAGUAUCUUCAUCUCCAAAGAAUAAGAAAAAAGAAGAAGCAAUUUUCAUCAAUAAUAACAAAUUAAAUUACAAUCAAAUCUAUAAAAUCAUAGUGAACGAGAACAAAGAAUGGUCUUUUUAUAACCAAUAUUUGUUAGAUGUAUCGAAAUAUAUAAAAAAUCACCCGGGUGGCUCAAAUUUGAUAAAGAGUGCGGUUAUAAUUAAAUUUGACGUCACAGCGCUUCGAGGUCGGCUACUCCGGCUUCCUUUGAGCUCAUUUUAAUUUAUCUGAAAGAUUUUGCCAUCCCAAAAAUACUAGGUAAGCAAUUCUUGUCAUAUCAGAGCCUAGCUCAAGGUUACUUUCAAGAUAGAUUUUACCUCAAGAGGAAAGGUAGCAGCACAGAAAUUGGAAAGGGUCGCCCAACAAUUUAUACAGGCAAUGCCUAUUAUCUAUAGGCAUAACAAAUUAAUCUGGUGCUUCACCAGCGUGAAACCAGAAGCCAUGCCCUGGACUAAGUGUUUUCCCUUUUUUCCAAGAGUCGACCAGAAAUUCCCUUUUUUGGGAUGUUUGUGUGGGCAACCCUUGCUCCCUAACUCAACAGCCUGUGCAAGGCCGCACAAGUCCGAAGACUUCCACCAAGCUUGAGCCGAAAUGCAUUGUCGCAAAGUGGUUGAAUCUUCCGUAUCAGAGACCCUCCAUGAUUGCAUAAAAAUUAGGGCGAGAGCAUGUCUGUUAAUAAGUAAGUAAUCAAGAUAAAGAGUACGAUUGGGCAAGAUAUUGGGAAAUAUAUUCAUGGUUGCAGCAGUAUUGGCGAAGAGUAUAACUCAUUCACCCAUCCUAAAUACGUUUAUUCUCAAAUUAACUCUUUGAUUAUUUGUGACUUAGGAAUUGAGGAGAGGGUAUUUAAGCCUUUAAAUAGCAAUCAACCUGCUGAAAAUAUAGUUUGGACUGUAAAGAGUCGGCAUUUAAUUGGAGAAAAUAUUUAUAAACUCAUUCUUGAAAACAGCAAUUGAGAAGUUAUAAUCCCUGAAGGGUUAAGCUGAAUGGGGAAAUCAUAUUUAGUUUAUGGAGAAUAUAAUGGAAAACCGAUAAGCAGAUAUUAUUCGCAUUUAUCCUGUGAUUUGCAGGCUUGGAAACAAGAAAUAAUCCAAAAUCAAUACUCAUGUAGUAGACUUGAUAAAAGGAACAGAAAUUCAAGACAAAUUUCAUUAUAUUUUAAGCAUUAUCCGAAAGGAAAAAUGACGAGUUACCUCAAGAAUUUAAUCAAUGGCGAUAACUUAAAAAUUGUAGGCCCAAUGGGUCCUGGACUAAUGCUUGAUAAAUCUGCCACUGGCUCUUAUCUGGCAUUUGCUGGAGGCACUGGGCUCCUGCCAUUUAUGGACCUUAUCUUUUCGAUAUGGAGAAAUAAACUUGAAGACUUUACUCUGUAUCUUUAUGUUUCUUUUUCUAAUGAAAAAGAAGCAAUUGCAUUAGAUAUUUUAAAAGUAAUGCAGACUAAAUACCCCAGUAGCUUCAAACUUAUUAUUAGCAUUUCCAAAUCACACUUAAUGACUCCUGAAAUGCUAGAAAGAUGGACAGAUCUAUACAAAAUUCAACAAACAUGGAUUUGUGGACCGUCUGGAUUUAAUGAGUGGGCAUAUAAGAUGCUUACUCUCUCCCCCUCUGUCAGCAAAUAAAACCUUUGGAAAAUACAUAUGAACAAAAAUUUUUUAAUAAAAAUUAUUUUGAUAUACGAAAUAUCUAGUAAUUUAAAAUAAAUUUUACAUCAAUAUUUGCUUUACAAAUAUUGAUUUUUCUAAAUUUCGAAAAACAAAUUUACUCUAAAAUUUCUUAUAAAUUUUUAAAAAAAAUUUAUCCCUCCAUGAGCGAACAAAAAUUUUUUGUUCACUCACGGAGGGGGGAGUUAGAAAUCGCUGUUAUCCUCAUAAAAAAAUAUACUAUUUUAUAUAUGCCUAGCUUCAAUGAUUAAAUUCAAAGAAUUUUACCCUUUUCUUCAAUUAUAAUAGAUAUGAAUCAAUGUAAAUCUAUAUAAAUUCUGAUUUUGUAAUUAUAACUCUCAUUAUUGCCUAGAUAUCCCAAGAGCCUUUAAUAAUUCUUUAA
Blepharisma stoltei is the source of this 4176-nucleotide messenger RNA. The record is from the annotation of a GenBank genome assembly. NCBI's taxonomy places the organism in Eukaryota, Ciliophora, Heterotrichea, Heterotrichida, Blepharismidae.